AUGAAUGGUUCGCGCCACAGUGUGGGCAUGGCUGUGCUGGAAGCACUUGCUGCCCGGCUGAGGUUAGCUGAAAGCUGGCAUGGCGAUAGGCACGUUUCCGGUGAGGUCAUCGUAUCUGACAUCGAGGACACCCAAAUUGUGCUUCUCCGACCACGACUACCGAUGAACAUAAACGGUGUAUCCGUGGCCAAAGCAGCGGUCAAAUACAGCAUCAAGCCUGAGCACAUCCUCCUGGUUCAUGAUGACUUGGACAAGCCCCUUGGGAAGCUUGCUAUGAAACAAGGAGGGAGCGCCAGGGGUCACAAUGGUGUGUGGUCCUGUGUUGAGUGUCUGCAGACAGAUGUGAUGCCCAGACUCCGUGUUGGGAUUGGCAGACCAUCGGGUGAAACAUUAGUGAACCGGCAUGUUCUGGGGCGCUUCUCUCAGGAGGAGCAGAAGAUUCUCAGCGGGGUUCUAGAGCAGAGUGUGGACAUUCUCCUCUCCCAGCUCACUGACGAGGAUGUGCAGUCCCCACUGUUGCCACCAGGAGGCAGACCGGCAUUACAGACUGGGAAACGGAGGCCAGCCCCUCCCCCACCAGGGCACUUUCCCAGCCCCUCUGAGUGGUCAGCCUGGGAGAGUGCAGUGGUGUCCUCAAUAACUUUUCUCUGA
Oncorhynchus kisutch (coho salmon) is the source of this 651-nucleotide messenger RNA. RefSeq names its product probable peptidyl-tRNA hydrolase. NCBI's taxonomy places the organism in Eukaryota, Metazoa, Chordata, Actinopteri, Salmoniformes, Salmonidae. The transcript has 5 exons. The record is from RefSeq and is a predicted model, not a curated record. Bases 1 to 651 code for a protein of 216 amino acids. Gene Ontology annotation, molecular function: peptidyl-tRNA hydrolase activity.